AUGGCUGCUUUGAAAACAAGUUUGUUCUGCCUCGUCAUUUUCAUCUCUCUUGGCAACUCCUUGGUUUUCUCAGCUUAUGAGUUCCAAGUUGGUGGAAUUCAAGGUUGGGUCGUCCCUCCAACCAAUGACAGCAAGGUCUACAACGACUGGGCCUCUGAAAACAGGUUCCAAGUCGGUAACGUCAUACGGUUCAAGUACAAGAAGGACUCGGUGAUGGAGGUGCCGGAAGAGGACUACAAGAAGUGCAACUCAAGUCAUCCUAAGUUCUUUGACAAUAGUGGAAACUCUGUCUAUAGGUUUGACCAUUCGGGGUCGUUUUACUUCAUCAGUGGAGCAGCCGGACACUGCGAAAAGGGGCAGAGGAUGAUCGUUAAGGUCAUGGCGUCCGAUGAGGAGUCCCGGUUGGGUGGAAAAUCUGCUGGUUAUCCUGCUGCGGUUUCCGAGCUUGGUGUGUCCAAACUUGUGUUUGUUCAGUUUGUUUUGUUCUAUGUUGCUUCUGUUGUGUUCUAG
Molecule: messenger RNA, 510 nt
Organism: Fragaria vesca subsp. vesca
Lineage: Eukaryota; Viridiplantae; Streptophyta; Magnoliopsida; Rosales; Rosaceae
Product: early nodulin-like protein 1-like
Exons: 2
Coding region: 1-510 (169 amino acids)
Cellular component (GO): plasma membrane
Molecular function (GO): electron transfer activity
Source: RefSeq, a predicted model, not a curated record